AUGAUGAUCGGUGUCGCAGGCUUCAGCCGGCACAUCGGCCAGCUCUUGAGUAAAAGCAACGGGUUUAUUGCGGCGUCCCUGUCCGCGGCGAGCUGCGCGGACGAGGCGGAGAAGGCCGAGGGGGCGGGGUGCCGGGACGACGCGGCGGCGCUGAGGCUCAAAUGGAUUGCCAUGGCGGCGAUACUGGUGUCCGGCGUGAUGGGCGUGGGCCUGCCGCUCGUGGGGCGGAAGCGGCGGACGGUGCAGACCGGCAGCGCUGUCUUCGUGGCCGCCAAGGCUUUCGCGGCCGGCGUGAUCCUGGCCACGGGGUUCGUUCACAUGCUGCACGACGCCGAGCACGCGCUCUCCAACCCCUGCCUCCCGGCCGCGCCCUGGCGGCGGUUCCCGUUCCCCGGGUUCGUCGCCAUGCUCGCUGCUCUUGCCACGCUGGUGCUCGACGUCCUGGUCACCAGGUUCUACGAGACCAAGCACCGUGCGGAGGUAGCUCGGGUCAAGGCUGACGCCGCUGCCGCACUCGCCGCCGCGUCCACCUCCGCCAGCGACGAAGACAUCACCGUGGUCACCGUCGUCGAGGGUGAGCACAAGGUCCCGCUCUUGCAAGCCCACUCCCAUUCCCACGCGCAGUCGCAUGGUCACGAGCUGGUGCAACCACAAGGACGCGAGGGGGAGGUGUCAGACCACGUGCGCUCCGUCGUGGUAUCACAGAUACUGGAAAUGGGGAUUGUGUCGCACUCGGUGAUCAUUGGGCUGUCGCUUGGUGUGUCUCGGAGCCCCUGCACAAUCAGGCCACUGGUGGCAGCGCUCUCAUUCCACCAGUUCUUCGAGGGAUUUGCCCUCGGUGGGUGCAUUGCGCAGGCUCAGUUUAAGAACCUUUCGGCAGUUAUGAUGGCGUCCUUUUUUGCCAUUACAACACCAACUGGUAUCGCCGCUGGGGCCGGUUUGUCCUCAUUUUACAACGCCAAUAGCCCCAGGGCUCUAGUGGUCGAAGGCAUCCUCGACUCUGUGUCGGCCGGCAUACUCAUAUACAUGGCGCUGGUGGAUCUAAUCGCAGCCGAUUUCUUGGGUGGGAAGAUGACAGGGUCGCCACGGCAGCAAGUGAUGGCCUAUGUCGCCCUGUUCCUAGGUGCGCUCUCCAUGUCAUCGCUUGCAGUUUGGGCCUGA
Molecule: messenger RNA, 1161 nt
Organism: Triticum turgidum subsp. durum (durum wheat)
Lineage: Eukaryota; Viridiplantae; Streptophyta; Magnoliopsida; Poales; Poaceae
Source: the annotation of a GenBank genome assembly